AUGUACUACCCUAUGUUGAACAAGUUCUUCGAGACCUUCUUCCGCGGGGACUUCCCCAACAAGGGCAAGCAGGUGUACCAGGAUCAUGUUGACGAAGUCCGCAGCCUGGUUCCACCUGAGCGUCUGUUGGAGUACAAGAUUAGCGAUGGCUGGGGCCCUCUGUGUGAAUUCCUGGGAGAAGACGUCCCCGACACUCCAUUCCCCCGUGGAAAUGAUAUGGCCGACUUCUUCAAGCGUUGCCGUACCCGCAACAGGCACCAGAUGAUGAAUGCUGCCCUGCAAGCUGUCACGAUGGGUGGAGCCCUCCUGGCAACCGGAUUGGCCGCUACUAUGGCUUUCAAGCGCUUCUGUCGGUGA
Molecule: messenger RNA, 357 nt
Organism: Aspergillus nomiae NRRL 13137
Lineage: Eukaryota; Fungi; Ascomycota; Eurotiomycetes; Eurotiales; Aspergillaceae
Product: sulfotransferase family protein
Exons: 1
Coding region: 1-357 (118 amino acids)
Source: RefSeq, a predicted model, not a curated record